CUCAGUUGGCCGCUAAAAAAGUUAAGUGACCCAGCAUCUGAAAGCAAAAGUCGCUUUUAGUAUUGGUAAUCAGCCAGCAACACACACGUCAAGGGAAAAAUGCCGCUGAACGUCGCCGAAGCUAAGGCGAUGCUUUUGCGUUGGGCUAAAGCCAAAACACAAGAGUACGAUAACGUAAAUAUUGAGAACUUUUCGUCGUCCUGGAAUGAUGGUCUUGCGUUCUGUGCAUUAAUCCACCAUCAUCUGCCCGAUGCAUUCGACUACGCUACCCUGGAUCCCGCUAACAAGAAGGAGAACUUUGAUCUCGCCUUUAUCACAGCCGAGCAGAGACUUGGUGUAACCCCGCUAUUGGCGACUGAGGAUAUGCUGCUGACGGACAAGCCCGACUGGAAAUGUGUCUUCACCUAUGUUCAGUCACUCUACCACAAGCUGAUUGCCAUUGAGCCCAAAUAAACGGGGUCAGGUUAUUGAAAGUGAGAGGGUUAAAUUAUAGUAAUUGCGAAAAGCAAUAUACGAGUUGUACACAAAGAUGUCACUGUAGUGUGUCUACAAAGAUUAAUUGAAAAGGAAAACGCCGAGGUUGAACGAAUUAGAAAAUUUACAGGCGACGAACGGAUGCCGCAAUACUGUCUAGAUCACGGUAUAGAGCAAUUAUUCGAACACAUUGCAAAAAUAUGAGCUCUAUAGUUAUUUAAUUUUGCGUAGGUUUGUUGCUUUAUGUGUUUUAUCCAUUGUGGUCACUAGGCUUCAUUGCGACAACUUAACUUACGAAAGAACAGGGCCCGGAAUCGAGACAAAACAAUUCAUAAACAGAAUUGGAAUCGCUACUAUUGUCGCAGCCAUUAUUCAUAACUACCACGGAAUACAACCUUAAGUGUGUCACAUUGUCAGGGCACUUCACACAUUCAUGUGAAUAAUAAAUGCCUAUGUAUCCAUUAUUACCCCUUA
Messenger RNA from Varroa destructor (honeybee mite), 948 nucleotides. RefSeq names its product smoothelin-like protein 1. Lineage: Eukaryota; Metazoa; Arthropoda; Arachnida; Mesostigmata; Varroidae. Gene Ontology annotation, molecular function: protein binding. The record is from RefSeq and is a predicted model, not a curated record.